AUGGCUGUCACCAUCGAGGGGUUGCUCGCCAAACUCGUGGCUUGCAGGUUGGACUUCCACCGUCCCUUCCCUCCGAGCCUGCGCCCAAACUCCAGCUUUGUGGUGAACUGCGCCUCGGUGGGACCCUGCAUCCGGACAAAGCUUUCGGAAAAGGGACCCUGCACUCCGACGAGUGACGCCGUUUGGUCAAGUUCCGCACAGCGGGUGGCUACCACGUGCUCCGUCCCAGCACGUGCAAGGUUGUGCAUCAAGAGUCUCCGUCUUUUGCAGAAAGUUGCACAGCGAAGGCCAACACGACCAAGAAAGUUGGCAGCACUAGUCCAGCUCAGGAAGAAGCCUGUGAUGUCAAGGUCAUGUGGUCAGACACUGAAAUCUACGAAUGUCAGCCGAAUUGCUCCGGCUUGUGCGUUUGGUCUCGCGCAGAGAGGACCGAAAGAAGCACCGGACUCGCAGCCUUCAGCUCGCCCUCUGUCCACUCCAGUGCACGCUCUGGCUGCGCUUGAUGUCUGGCUUGUACCUUGCCAUGGCAAGCUUUCUCUGCGCCGCACCUCAAUGCACAUUCUCAGCUUUACGUCACCAGAGCUCCAGGUCAGUCAGAAGAGCCAGCCGCAGAAGCCUGCAAACUACAGAGGUGAUGCAGGCGUCUCUGCCACGGUAUCCUGCAGGAUGCAGAGCAUGCAUAUAAGUAUGCACAGAAUGCCUGCGCGACAUGCUUCAAGUCGAAGAGGCUUGAAGGGUUUGCUUGUGCUGAGGUCUGUGCUUGGCAUCUCGUGGAGGGUAGUGCCUGGUAAGAGGAGGGGAACAACCGCACGUAUGGAUCGCCGCAAAGCUCCAGGUCUAAGCUGCCAGCCGCCACGUUUUGCCCCGGCUUCCUAUCAUGCACCCCUUGCUUACUUUGCGGACAAUGCUUUCAGGAAGUCACCGCGUGCUCUUCUGCAUUGCAGAGCGACGAGGGCACAAGUUCCCUUUGUGCGCCUGCAUGCAGCUCGUUCCGUCUCGCCACUUGGCGUUGCUCUCGAUCUCGUCCUUACGAGUUUGAUACUGCAUCUAAGCGUCCCAAACCUCCAUCUUGGACAGGUGGGAAUUGCAAGAAAAGGUUGCAUGCAAAUGCGCUCUUUAAUCCAGAGUCCGGCAGGGUUCAAAGCCAUGGAGAGUCGACGGCUCGGACUCGGCCGUGCCAGACAAGACGGUGCCACAAUGCGGUGCUCUCCGCAGUGCCGUGUAUCGGUGCUGCAAUUGCUUCGGAACGCUAUCGUGCCCAGUGUAGGCCUCUCAUUAGAGACAUGCCGGCGCUCGGCGAUCAGGAUUAUGAUGUUGGUGCUGACAGAAGACUUGCUCGAUACCUCUCCCCAGAGCCCGGAUCGGAGCAUGGUGCCCAUUACACCUCACCUCGAUCCGAAGCGGUUGCGACGUGUCCUGACGACAUGCCAGGGCACGUCGUGGGCAGCGCGGAGAGAGAGCCAAGUCCAAGCAGGCACCGCCCUGGUCAGCGUGACACCGACGCACCGGCAAGGCCCAGUCCCUGUCCUACCGUCUUGCACUCGCCUGAGUGUCUUUUCGCUUCUCGUAUCUGUCGUGGAUUGUGGUCUCACAGCCGGGUCCUGCACGCUCAGCGCGUUCUCACGGCGUGGGACAGUCUGCAAUCUGAAGACACUGCAGGCCACUGCUACGCUCCUGUGGCAUCCGUCUCAUUUCAAGCUUUCGCAGAAUCCGCUGAAGCGCGGAGAGGUGCUGCGGACCGUGAAAGCCUGCAUAGCUUCAGGGCUCAAGCCGCACAAUGGAGGGCAGAAACAACUCUCUUUUUUCAUGAGCGCCUUCGCUGAAGUCGACUCCGUGAAACCCUUUCGCAGGGUGACGUCCAUCCUGACCUCGUGCCGCUCGUGCUCUGUGUCUUCAAGGCUUCAGGUCAAAGUCAGGGCUGGGAAUCACUGCUCAAGCACAACAGUCGGCCAGAUUUGCGUCGAAAGCCACAGCUGGAGGUUACCAAGUCUUGCGCGCUUGCCGGCGCUUGUGUUUCACAGCAUGCAAGCCUGCCCGGGGGUUUGUUCGGGUCUCGAUGGCAGUUGUGUACAUCCACUUGUGCCUUCAAAUCUUGGAGGCUUCCUCGUGCAUGUGGGUUUCGUGUGCAAGGGGCAUAGCAUACUUCCUUCCGGUCUUUGCCUGCUUCGGGAGUGUAGUUCUUCGAAGCCGGGAGGGCAGGAAGGUCUCAAGGCCCCCACUCUGCAGCAAAUAUCUGCGCCUCAAAAGGCUCUGCGUUGCGGUUCGGACCCGGGCUUUGAAGCUUCUUGCCUGAGUCCCUUGAGCUUCAUUCUUCGUCGGGAAGUUGGUUGCAUGCUCGCUGCGUUGUGUUCGCUCCCCUCGGGCUGUCGGCUGUGGUUUGUUCCUCACGUCCUUCUUGGGCUUCCUGAGUCGCUCGUGAACAUGCGCUGCAUUGAUGGGGUUGGUUCGGCGUCUAGGACUAGAAUCCGUAAGCUUCAGGGGCUGCUUGUGGCAGCGCAGUCUUCAAGCUGCCAUCCUCUCGAACUUGCUCGCGAGCAAGUUCGCGCCGCUGGUGCCGCCGGUGCCGUGGGAGCUGCAGGGUCAAGCAGACCCAUCGCUUCCAGAAGCAGCAAGGUCCAGGCCAAAGCCUUGAUUCGCUCCCUCCAGGCGGUUCUGAAGCUUCUGAGGUCAUGGAGUUCCCGCAGAGGUCUCAGGUUUGCCCGCAAGGUCUGCCCCUCUUGGUUUCAGCAUGCCGCCCUGGGCCGAUGCAACGCCCAGGUUCAUGUGAAGUGCGUCGCAAAGUUCGAAGCACAUCCGGUUUGCCUGGAAAGGUUCCAGGCCCCCCGGUGUUACCCUUGUUUGCUGACGUCCGAGCGGGCCAGCCCCCAGCCGCAACCUGGUUGUUACCCGUGUUUACUGACACGCGAGCGCGAGCAGGCAGAGUCUUGCGAUGUGCUCGACAAGCAUAAGCAUGUGGCUCCCUUGCCGGCAACAUUGGUUUCAGACUCGCUCGAGCAACCCGGGCUUGCGCCGCCGCUCGAACAGGAGGCUUUGUCAGUGCCCAAACUCGAGCGGCUUUCGCCUGCACGAGGCCCUGGGGGGGCCUUUGUCUUCCUUGGGCUUCAGGACAUGCUUGCUGCGUCCGCUGCGUUGUGCCGACCCUGGCUCCCUCUGCGCGGUCCGCUCGCCCACAGACCACCCAGGUAUGGCAAAACGCCAGGUGAGCUCGAGCACCGAAUGCUGCCGAAAGAGUUCAUAAGGCCCCCAAGCCUCGAAGUGGCGGAGAUGCCGCGUUGCUUGCAGGUGACCAGACCGUUUUGGCUUCCUUUGGCUUGGCAUAGUGACUCCUUGCAAGCCCCGUUUGGUCCGGGCUUGGCCUGGACUUUGAAAGAGUCCUGUCUCCAGUCGCUCAACAUGGGCGUGUGCUCCAAAUGCCAUACUUCAAUUCCUGACUUUACCAUGGCCCUACAUUUUGUCCUUGUGCAUGCGCUUUCCUACAACAAAGCCUUUGAGGAUCCUCCAACACGGUUUCUUCUCAAUCACCGUAAGGAGCACAAAGCCUUCCCAAAGCCAGCCUUCCCAAUGCCAGAGAAGGCGCCGGCCAAGAACGCAUGUCGGAUUUGGAGCGAGCGUGCUUCGGCGGGGCAGGUUAACAUCCUUCCACCUUUGCUUGCAGCUGUGGACUCCGCUCUGUCUGAUAACUCUGGAGGCUUUGGGAAGCUGCAACCUCCGAGGUCAGCCUGCAGAGUUUGCUCUGCCGUUUUCUGGGAGCGGGAACGAUUCAAUGUCCUGGCAAGGGUGAUGCCGGUGGCCACGGUGCCAGGGCCAAGGGUUCCGCAGCUCCCAGAGCUAGCCGUUCUGGCCCCUGUUUCAGCACUCCACAUCAGGUCGAAGGCCAAGGCAUCAGCAGGCCCUGUCCCGAUUUGCCGUGGAGUUCUGCAGGACUCUUGCAGCAUCCAGCGACUGAGACCGUUUCAGCUGUGGAAAGCAAUCUGGUGUUCGCUUCGCAAGCGUCGUCGCUGA
Molecule: messenger RNA, 4002 nt
Organism: Symbiodinium sp. CCMP2592
Lineage: Eukaryota; Dinophyceae; Suessiales; Symbiodiniaceae
Source: the annotation of a GenBank genome assembly